GAACCAGGGCUACACCAGCAGGAGCCAGGGUCUACACCAGCAGGAGCCAGGCUAAACUACCAGCCAAGGCUACACCAACAGGAACCAGCUACACCAGCAGGAGCCAGGCUCACACCAGCAGGAGCCAGGCUAAACACCAUAAGCCAAGGCUACACCAACAGGAACCAGGGCUACACAGGAAACCAGGUCUACACCAGCAGGGACAGGCUACACCAGCAGGAGCCAGGGCUACACCCAGCAGGAACCAGGUCUACACACAGCAGGAGCCAGGGCUACACCAGCAGGAGCCAGGGCUGCACCAGCAGGAGCCAGGGCUACACCAGCAGGAACCAGGGUCUACACCAGCAGGAACCAGGGCUAUACCAGCAGGAGCCAGGGCUACACCAGCAGGAGCCAGGGCUACACCAGCAGGAGCCAGGGCUACACCAGCAGAACCAGGCCACCAGCAGGAGCCAGGGUCUACACCAGCAGGACCAGGGCUACACCAGCAGGAACCAGGGCUACCCCAGCAGGAGCGCCAGGGUCCACACCAGCAGGAACCAGGGCUACACCAGCAGGAGCCAGGGCUACACCAGCAGUGGAACCAGGCUACACCAGCAGGAGCCAGGGUCUACACCAUCAGGAACCAGGGCUACACCAGCAGGAGCCAGGGUCACACCAGCAGGAACCAGGGCUACACCAGCAGGAACCAGGGCCACACCAGCAGGAGCCAGGGUCUACACCAGCAGGAACCAGGGCUACACCAGCAGGAGCAGGGUCUACACCAGCAGGAGCCGGGUCACCAGCAGGAACAGGGCUACACCAGCAGGAACCAGGCUACAACAGGAGCCAGGGUCCUGCCAGCAGGGCAGGGUCUACCAGCAGGAGCCAGGUCUCAGCAGAACCAGGGUCUACACCAGCAGGAACCAGGGCUACCAGCAGGAACCAGGGUCUACACCAGCAGGAACCAGGGUCUACACCAGCAGGAACCAGGCUACACCAGCAGAGCCAGGGCUACAUCAGCAGGAACCAGGGUUACCAGCAGGAACCAGGGUCUACACAGCAGGAACCAGGGUCCACCAGCAGGAACCAGGGUCUACACCAGCAGGAACCAGGUCUCCACAGCAGGAGCCAGGGCUACAUCAGCAGGAACCAGGGUCUACACCAGCAGGAGCCAGGGCUACACCAGCAGGAGCCAGGGCUACCAGCAGGAGCCAGGGCUACACCAGCAGGAACCAGGGUCUCCAGCGGAACCAGGGUCUACACCAGCAGGAACCAGG
This is a messenger RNA of Homarus americanus (American lobster), 1259 nucleotides long. RefSeq names its product glutenin, high molecular weight subunit PW212-like. Lineage: Eukaryota; Metazoa; Arthropoda; Malacostraca; Decapoda; Nephropidae. The record is from RefSeq and is a predicted model, not a curated record. The transcript has a single exon. The annotation marks the transcript as partial.